AUGGCCUGGCUGGGAAACCAGACGCUCAUCUCCCACUUUAUCCUCCUGGGCCUCUUCACGCACUCACCACUGCACUUCUUCCUCUUCUCCAUCAUCAUGGUGAUGUUUCUGGUGGCCCUCUCUGGCAAUGGGCUCAUGAUCCUCAUUAUCAAUGUGGACUCACGCCUGCACAGUCCUAUGUACUUCUUCCUCAGCUGGCUGUCCCUCAUGGAUCUCAUGCUCAUCUCCACCAUUGUGCCACGGAUGGCUGUUGACUUCCUCCUGGGCAGUGGUUCCAUCUCCUUCACUGGCUGUGGGCUCCAGAUCCUCUUUUUUCUCACCCUCUUGGGAGAUGAGUGCUUCUUGCUGGCCUUCAUGGCCUAUGACCGUUACGUGGCCAUUAGCAACCCCCUGAGAUACUCAGUGGUCAUGAGUCGCCAUGUCUGCUGGCUCAUGGUGGCAGGGUCCUGGCUGUUUGGCUUGGUGGAUGGGCUGAUCCAGGCAGUCUUCACCCUGCGCUUCCCCUAUUGUGGCUCCCAGGAGAUCGACCACUUCUUCUGUGAGGUUCCUGCUGUGCUCAAGCUGGCCUGUGCUGAUACCUCCCUCUAUGAGACCAUGAUCUAUGUCUGCUGUGUCCUCAUGCUGCUCCUACCCUUCUCUGUCAUCUCCGCCUCCUACCUGAAGAUCCUGGUGGUUGUGCUCCACAUGCGUUCUGCUGAAGGCAGGCAAAAGGCCUUUGCUACCUGCUCCUCCCACAUGGCUGUGGUCUCCCUCUUCUAUGGGGCUGCCAUGAUCACCUAUAUGCGGCCCCAGGCCUACCACUCCUCCAAGCAGGACAAAGUGGUCUCAGCCUUCUAUACCAUGAUCACCCCCAUGCUCAACCCACUCAUCUAUAGUCUGAGGAACAAGGAGGUGACUGGGGCUCUUAGAAAGCUCCUGGGGAGGUGA
Molecule: messenger RNA, 927 nt
Organism: Condylura cristata (star-nosed mole)
Lineage: Eukaryota; Metazoa; Chordata; Mammalia; Eulipotyphla; Talpidae
Product: olfactory receptor 56-like
Exons: 1
Coding region: 1-927 (308 amino acids)
Biological process (GO): G protein-coupled receptor signaling pathway
Cellular component (GO): membrane
Molecular function (GO): G protein-coupled receptor activity; olfactory receptor activity
Source: RefSeq, a predicted model, not a curated record